Molecule: messenger RNA, 1584 nt
Organism: Cynara cardunculus var. scolymus (artichoke)
Lineage: Eukaryota; Viridiplantae; Streptophyta; Magnoliopsida; Asterales; Asteraceae
Product: CCR4-NOT transcription complex subunit 11
Exons: 3
Coding region: 199-1482 (427 amino acids)
Biological process (GO): negative regulation of translation; mRNA catabolic process
Cellular component (GO): CCR4-NOT complex
Source: RefSeq, a predicted model, not a curated record
CCUCCAGAUCUCGCUCUCAGCUCUCGAUUUUCAAGCUCCCGUCAUCUCGAUCUUAAACACCUCAAGCUCAAGCUCUCCAUCUCUCGAUUUGCCUCCCGAUCCAAGCAUCUCUCGAUCUCUGAAAAAAGGGAUUGUAGGAACUGCUAGAAGUCAACUGUUUCUUUUCGGACUAAUGACAGCCUCUGUAUUUGUUAGAAGAUGAUUGGAAAACCGGCAACAGCUGUUCUGUAUUCCCUACUUAAAGAUGGCGAGAAAAGGCCAGUUGAAGAGAUCAUUGUUGAUUUCUCCUCCAAGAUCUCUCGAUCUCUGCAUAUGGACAUCUGUUCUGCACUCGUCAUUCUCUUGGAGGACACACCAAAGUUUCUGAAACCCACCGAACGUUUGGUUGCGUUUGCUUUACUUCAUCAUUCAUAUUCCUCUGUACAAUCAUCCACCAAUCCCUACCUUUCUUUGCUCAUAAACUUUGCGUGUGACGAAAAAAACCAAGAUUUUGAAAGAGCAUUCAUCCUUCAUCUGUUAGGCUCGGCUAAAGAGGUGUUCAAAUUGUCAGCUGCAGAUUACAUUAACAAGUUUGAUCCUUCAUCUCACAAUUUUCCACAACUCGAGCAGCUACAGCACCAGUUCCGUGACAAAACCCAUCCCCAUCCCCAGCCGUUCAAUUGUUUCUUCAAGAAUGUCGCGAUAAAAAAUGUGAUCCCAGACCCUGAUGUUCCCCGUGGUUGUGAUGUUAAUUCGCCCGAGUUUGACUCCAAACCGAAGAUUGGAUCUGGAGACAGAGAAGAAACUGUGACCGGCCUGCUACAGAAUUUAUCGUUGGAAGGAUUGUAUCCUCGUUGGACUAGGCCUCGCCCACCUUUGCUUCCGAUACUCGAAGGAGAAUUGAUGUGGCUUAAUCCCGACAACACCCAUGAACCACUUUGGGAUUUCGGGAUGUGUGCUGAUACUAGCCGUGGGGCUGCGGUCCGUGAUCUAAUCGUGAAAGCAUUGAAGGGCCCGCUUGCACCUGCCCAACAAGAACAGGUUUUACUCGAGUUAACAUCAGACCCGAAACUCGUGUACCACUGUGGAUUGACUCCGAGAAAGCUGCCAGAAUUGGUGGAGAAUAAUCCCCUCAUAGCGGUCGAAGUUCUGAUCAAACUGAUGAAUUCACCGGAAAUCUCAGAGUAUUUCACGGUUCUGGUGAACAUGGACAUGAGUCUUCAUUCGAUGGAGGUUGUGAACCGGCUGACGACCGCUGUGGAACUGCCGACUGAAUUUGUGCACAUGUACAUAACCAACUGUAUAUCGUCUUGUGAGAACAUUAAGGAUAAGUACAUGCAGAACCGGUUGGUGCGGCUUGUGUGCGUUUUUUUGCAGAGUUUGAUUCGGAACAAGAUCAUCAACGUCCAGGAUCUUUUCAUCGAGGUUCAGGCGUUUUGUAUCGAGUUUUCUCGGAUUCGAGAAGCAGCAGGUUUGUUUAGGCUUCUUAAAACCUUGGAAUGAUUGCAUGUUUUUUUUGUUGGUUUUCUUAGUUCUUUCUGCAUAAAGAUUUGUGUUGGUUAUGGAUCAUCAGGGAAAUAUGGGUAUUUUGGAUAUGAAUUUUAA